Molecule: messenger RNA, 2130 nt
Organism: Parascedosporium putredinis
Lineage: Eukaryota; Fungi; Ascomycota; Sordariomycetes; Microascales; Microascaceae
Source: the annotation of a GenBank genome assembly
AUGGACUUUCUAAAGUCUGCUGUGGCUUCUGCCAUAGCAAAAGGCCCUCCCUUCCCAUACUCGUUUGGCGACAAGGUGGACAUUGACGAAUCUAUCUGGACACUACGCAACGGAACUAAAAGGGAGGAUGGUUCGAAAUGCAGUAUUUUCUCCUUCGACAUAACCGCAAAUCGGUCGCGACUGCCCCUUGCCCGCAACGCGCUCAAGAAGCUCCGAACUCUACGGCAUCCCGGUGUCAUCAAGGUCCUUGAUACCGUCGAGACGGAAACGUACAUUUAUAUCGCCACGGAAAGGCUAGAUCCACUGCGGUGGCACGUAAAAAGGAAGAGCCUGACAGAAGAAGCUAUGAAGUGGGGCCUUCACAGCAUCGCGAACACCGUAAAAUUCAUCAACAAGGAUGCAUCUUCCAUCCACGGAAAUCUCAAGGUCGGGUCCGUCUAUACCUCGGAGAGCGGCGAGUGGAAACUCGGAGGCUUCGAGGUCCUGAGCGGUGUAACGGAUGACGAAGCCAUCAUCUACACCUAUGGGAGCAUGGUGCCUGACUCUGGGCGGUAUGCCCCGCCGGAGCUCGCUCGAAACGGUUGGGACACAAUCAAGAAGGGCCCUCACACAGCCGUCGACUCUUUCAACAUGGGGACCUUGAUCUUUGAAGUAUUCAACGGCUUCUAUUCUGGUGGUGACCAAGCCGGCCAAACCACCAGCAUACCUCCCUCAAUGCAUUCAAGCUACAAGCGCCUAGUUAAUGCCAAUCCCAAAGCACGGAUUAGUGUAGCGAACUUUCUCGAGAUGGGCCGGAGAAACGGCGCCUUCUUCGAUGUCCCCAUCAUCAAGAUUACUGACGAUAUCGAGAAUCUGGGGGUCAAGUCACCCGAGAGAGAGAGGUUGUUCUCAAAUUUCCCCGAGGACUUCCUCAAGAUGAAGGUCCUCCCCGAGCUCCUCAAAUCAGUCGAGUUUGGAGGGUGGGCCGAAGGCCCUCGAGGUCACCCCUAUCAUUAUACGACUUUUGGAAAUCCUGAUCGGGCCAUCCGAGUGUGCCUUCUAGAUGGCCUACCCCUCAUCAUCGACAAACUGACGCAAAAAGUCGUCAAUGACAAGAUAUUCCCCCAGCUCGUUACGGGAUUUACGGAUGUCGCGCCCUUGGUUCGAGAGCAGACACUCAAAUCCGUUCUUGUCAUUGUUCCCAAACUUUCAGACCGAACCGUAAACGGCGAGCUACUCAGGUAUCUUGCCAAGACGGCCAACGACGAGCAGCCUGGCAUUCGAACCAACACCACCAUCUGCUUGGGCAAGAUGGCGAAGAAUUUGAGUGGAUCCACGAGAUCAAAAGUUCUGAUUGCCGCAUUCAGUCGGUCUUUGCGUGAUCCUUUCGUUCAUGCACGGAGUGCUGCCCUCAUGGCCUUAGCCGCAACCACUGAUUGCUUUAGCGACGAGGAUUGCGCGAGCCGGGUCCUCCCAUCAAUGUGCCCGCUGCUGGUCGACAAGGAAAAGCCAGUCCGUGACCAAGCGAACAAAACCAUUGAAGUCUACCUACAAAAGAUCCGCAAAGCAGCGGAAGCUAUGGCGGACUCAGCGCUGCCCCCAGUCCAAGCAGCUGAUGGUUCUGCCCCUCGCAUGGGCACCCCGCAACCAAGCGAAUCAGCUGCGGCAGGCUGGGCGGGCUGGGCUAUAUCUUCCUUUACGAAUAAACUGUCAACAGCGGCCGGCGAAAUUCAGGCCAACGGAGCUACAUCUCCCAAGCCCAUUCCCCCAGGUCCGCCUCCGGUCAAAUCAGCCCACCAAUCCUCGGCAUCCACACUUCACCGGCAAGCUGUCAAGUCUCCGCCCCCGGCAAAGCCCUCGGACAAGUCACCUCCUGCUAGCAGUCUGGCCUACGAUGACGGUAGUGAGCCCGACUUUGCCGGGUGGCUCGCAGCGCAAUCCCAGAAGAAGUCUGGGGGCAAGCCCUUACCCAAGGGGCUAGCAAAGGCGAAGCCCACCACCACCACCAGCGCGUCGAGACCAGCCCCUUCCGCAUCCCGCACCCCUUCUACGGCGAAGGCUACAACAUCGAAGCCUGCGGCCGGAAAGAAGAUUAGUCUUGCCCCAAAGCAAAGUAACAUGGAUGAUGAUGGAUGGGGUGAAGGCUGGUGA